This is a messenger RNA of Rotaria socialis, 867 nucleotides long. Lineage: Eukaryota; Metazoa; Rotifera; Eurotatoria; Philodinida; Philodinidae. The record is from the annotation of a GenBank genome assembly.
AUGCAAUCGCAUGAUCUUAGUCGACGCCGUAGUACUAUCAAUUUAACAGUACUGCUGGCUGUAUUGAAAUUUAAAGCGCUUGGAUUUCGUGCUAAAGCUCGUCGUGCCAAAACUAAAUAUCGUAAACAAAUUGAAAGUGAUGAUCGAAGAUGGACUGGACGACGAUUGAAAUUAAGUGGCCGAGCAGCUGUUCCUAUUCCAGCAGAAAUCUUUGGUUUAUUCGAAUUGGAAAUUCUCGAUUUGUCAACUGAACGCACGUCCGGUCUUGAUUUUCGUAUUGAACGUCUUCCACAUGCAAUCGGCUAUUUAUAUCGUUUACGCGUUCUCAAUCUCGAUGUCAACGGUUUAACGUCAUUACCCAAUGAAAUAGGAGAACUGAAAAAUCUUGAAUGUCUGACUGUUUCAUGUAAUCGAUUACAAACAUUGCCAUUAUCAUAUAAAAGAUUAACACGAUUAGAAAGUUUACAUUUAGCAUCGAAUUGUUUUCAAGCAUUCCCACUGGUUAUAUGUCAAAUGGAAUCAUUGAGAUUUCUCGAUUUAAGUUGUAAUCGAAUCUGUGUUCUACCACCGACAUUAUCGAAAUUGAAACGUUUAAGAACUUUAAUGUUAUACAACAAUAAAAUAAGUGAAUGGCCUGAUCCUUUAUGUGAUCUACUCGAAUUACAUACAUUGUGGUUGGGAAAAAAUGAACUCAAACGUUUGCCAUUGCAUUUCGGACAAUUAAGACAUUUAGAUUGGGCAAAUUAUCCAUUAUCAUCGAACAUUGAUGAUAAUCCAUUGAUGAGUCCACCCUUAAAUGUUUGUCAAUUGGGUAUUCAAGCGAUCCGAGAUUAUCUUGGAUCGGGAUGCCGAAGAGAAAUUCAAUAA